This is a messenger RNA of Pelobates fuscus (common spadefoot toad), 1870 nucleotides long. Its product is annotated as keratin, type I cytoskeletal 12-like. Lineage: Eukaryota; Metazoa; Chordata; Amphibia; Anura; Pelobatidae. Gene Ontology annotation, biological process: intermediate filament organization; epithelial cell differentiation. Bases 49 to 1299 code for a protein of 416 amino acids. The record is from RefSeq and is a predicted model, not a curated record. The transcript is spliced from 8 exons. Gene Ontology annotation, cellular component: cytoskeleton. Gene Ontology annotation, molecular function: structural molecule activity.
UAUGUUGUGUUACUAUGGGAGCUGUGGAAUCACAAUUCAGAUUCCGUAAUGCCCUACGGUAACAAGACUGCUUCACUUAGCUCGGCAAGAUUUUUAAAUGCUACAUCUCCUGUUAUGUCAUUCUGUGAUCGACUAGAAAUCAGGCAUGUCAGGACCAUUCGAAUCCACGGUUCAGGAUACAGGCCAAGCCACAAGAUAAAAAUGGCCGGAGUCAAUCUCUCCACUCCAAGUCAAAAGGAAAUCUUAAAUCACUUGAAUGACCGCCUGGCAGCUUAUCUCAAAAAAGUACACAUGUUGGAAGAAUCCAAUGGGAAAUUAGAGGCACAAAUCAAAGAGCUGAUGGAGAAAAGGGCUAAAGUUGGCGUUGAUACCACUCGUUACGAGAAGACCAUCGCUGAAAUUAAAACUCAGAUAAAUGAAGCAAAGGUUGCCAACUCUGAACUUUCUUUGAACGUUGAAAAUACGAAACUAGCUGCGGACGAUUUUAAAGCAAAAUAUGAAAGUGAACUAGCCACACAACGGACAGUCAUUGCAGAGGUCAAAGACCUGAAAAGGGCACACAGUGAUCUUCAAAUGGAAAAAGGCCAUCUAGAGACGGAGGUGCUGAUUCUCACACAGGAACUAGAAAGUCUCAAGAAGGAUCACGAAGAGGAUCUAAAGACUAUGCAGGGGUCCUUGAAAAGUCAAGUGCAAGUCGAAGUGGAUAAUGCACAAGCAAUCGACCUUUCCAAAUCUUUGUCAGAACUGAGACACCAGUAUGAGUCCAUCGCAGACCAUCACCAGAAAGAAGCUGAGGCCUGGUUUAUUCGUAAGUCCAUGGAGGCUCUUUCUCAGAACACGGCUCACACAGAAUCCAUACAAAGCCAGGAGAGAGAGGCGUUUAAACUGAAACGGAAACUGCAGGAGCUGGAGGUUCAGUUGGCAUUAAUGAGCGCCAUGAAAUCUGCUGAAGAAGACACAUUGCAUGAGACUCAGUCUCGAUAUUCUACCCACCUUCAGAAUAUUCAAGAAACUAUACGUAAACGUGAAGACGAACUUUAUAAGAUAAAAGCUGGAGCGGAGCAAUUAUCUUCCGACAGUCGGAUCUUAAGCUAUCUGAAGGACCUGUUAGAAAUGGAAAUAAAGACUUACAGCAUUCUGAUGAAUGAUGAAGAAAUAAGAAUAAAGGAUGUGAUGGCUGAAGCAUCUUCUGAAUUUCAAGGAAUGACAAGACACAAGCAAAUGUUUUUGUUUUUAAUUUCAGAGGCAACGUCCAUCAUCACUAAAAACUCGUCAUUCGAUCAAGAUCUGAAAGAUUAGUACGGCAAACAUUCUGCCGGACGUAGGAUGGCAAGACUUACUAAAGCAUUCUUUUAAGUACACUGGAGAAAUAAAUCUAUUUAUGUAUACAUAUAUAUUGCGCAUUGUCAUAAGGAAAAAUAUGGGUUGUUUGUUCAUAAAAUGGACACAUCACCGAUAAGAUUGAUCUCUGUAUCAGUAGCUUGCAAAUGUUGGACAAUAUAUAAAGAUGAUACAGCUCUGCAAAACAAUGUAAAUUGGCAAAGUACUAUUGUCAUAUAUGUGCCUGUAGGUUAUGAUUUGUAUUUGUUUAUAUCAUGUAUGCAUACUUGUCAAAAUCCGGUGAUUGGCUUAAAUUCCUGAAUGAGUUACCUGGUAGAAUGUUACCAUGAAGACUCUAAAGUGAUAAUAUAGAGGCAUUUAAAACACUAUACAGACAGUCUUCAUUUACCGACCGUGUUCUGUUCUAACGACUCGGUCGUAAAAAACGAAUUGGUCGGUAAGUGAGGAUACGCUACAGAGCAUACGCACCAGAGCAGGUCAAUGUCGGGAAAUUUCCCCGAACACAGGCAAGCGUACCAGAGCAGCGAAU